Messenger RNA from Pomacea canaliculata, 876 nucleotides. RefSeq lists its product as uncharacterized. NCBI's taxonomy places the organism in Eukaryota, Metazoa, Mollusca, Gastropoda, Architaenioglossa, Ampullariidae. Bases 154 to 858 code for a protein of 234 amino acids. The record is from RefSeq and is a predicted model, not a curated record. The transcript is spliced from 7 exons.
GGCUUCGGGUGUCUUCCGGUGUGACGCCAACAAUAGUGUCGGUCAAGUCAGAGAGAAUCGCACAUUGUAUCAUGUCCUCCCAGGAAAACCUCUAUUGAAGGAAGUGGUCUAGAUAUCCCAAUCACAAGUGGUAAAGGAGAGAUCGUGUUUAGAAUGACUGCCUACCCGACACCAGGGAUCAAGAACAUUACUUAUCUUGGCGCAAAUGAAACCGAUGAUGGUCGUCCUGUGCAAGAAAAUUUUGUACAAAUGGAAUGUUCUGCCAGUCCUUUAGCUCCAGCUGCAGUCUCCUGCAAAAUAAGAGUUGUUAAUUUAACACCCAGUCACCGAGGGUUUUACAGAGUUAUUUUCACCAACAGUUUUGGAGAGUUGCCUUUUGUCUUUUUUGUCAAAGAUCUUACUGACCAAGAACAGCAUGCUAAAGUACAAGACUAUAGCAUUCCAUCAGUUGCUGGAGGAAUUUCCGCUGGGUUUUUAGCACUUGUCCUCAUAACUAUUACAGUUAUUUUAUGGCGACGCUGGAGAAGUAAAAGGAACGAUAGGAGUAGGGAGGAAAACCAAGCAAGUGCCAACAUAUCUAACCAAAGUCUCACCAAUGUCACCAUACAAAAAACCAGUACGACAGAGGGACAAGAAACAGCGCCAUAUGAUGAGUUACAACUGGAAGACGUAGGAAUGAGCUCUCACUACGAAAAGUUGCAACAAGACAUCGACCCCUCGAAAGUGGUGUCUCAAAGUUCGCCUGCUAAUAAAACAUACGAAUCCCUUGAUUCUACCGACAUUGAACCAGCAUAUUACGAUCAGCUUACCAAUUCUCAAAACAUACGAAACCUCAAAUAUAAAGGUAUCCUAAAAUAACCUAUCACUAGAUAAUUU